AAGCGCCUCACCUCUAUGACGUCAUCGUUUCACAUCGGCCCAUCGGAAAAAAAUUGUUACCGAAAGUAGAAUUUUCGUCACAUGAUUACGCGGAAGCGCACAUCGAGCGAUCUAAACAGCCAAGAUGGCAUCGCACCCCGGAGGAGGCGAUCAAGGCAAUAACAAAGACCAGAUCCUGGAACUAGGAACUGUUUUGCUGAAGGAUUUCAUCUUCGAGCGGGUUAAGCGGCAUGGAGACAGCACCGAGACUGUGACCAGGACGCAGCUGGGUGGAGUGGAGCUGAGCGACCCGAACCACAAGAAGCUGGCCAUGUGCCUGCAGCAGAUCGGAGACGAGUUGGACGGAAACGUAGAGCUUCAAAGAAUGAUGAACGACUCUUCGCUCGGUCCCACAAAAGAUGUGUUUUUGAAAGUUGCCUUCGAGAUCUUUUCGGAUGGAAAAUUCAACUGGGGCCGGGUGGUCGCACUGUUCUACUUUGCCUGUCGACUCGUCAUCAAAGCUCUUGUGACCAAAGUUCCUGACAUAAUCCGAACGAUAAUCAGCUGGACCAUGGACUACCUCCGCGAACAUGUGAUCAACUGGAUCAGGGAGCAAGGUGGCUGGGAGGGCAUUCGCUCCCACCUCGGCACACCCACAUGGCAGACGGUGGGAGUUUUCUUGGCCGGGGUCCUCACUACCGUUUUAGUCAUUCGCAAGAUGUGAGGAAUUUGGGAUGAGCAGACAUGUGAAUGAUUGGGAAGAGGUACGACCUGAAGUUUAUGGGGACAUGAUCAAGUACAUCCGAACGGGAGCAGGAAGAAGUAAUGGCAGAGUGAGCGAGUCUUACAGAAAGAG
Gasterosteus aculeatus aculeatus (three-spined stickleback) is the source of this 835-nucleotide messenger RNA. Its product is annotated as apoptosis regulator BAX. NCBI's taxonomy places the organism in Eukaryota, Metazoa, Chordata, Actinopteri, Perciformes, Gasterosteidae. Gene Ontology annotation, biological process: regulation of apoptotic process; extrinsic apoptotic signaling pathway in absence of ligand; mitochondrial fusion. Gene Ontology annotation, cellular component: mitochondrial outer membrane. Gene Ontology annotation, molecular function: channel activity; BH domain binding. The record is from RefSeq and is a predicted model, not a curated record.